Eucalyptus grandis is the source of this 1783-nucleotide messenger RNA. Its product is annotated as cytochrome P450 704C1. Lineage: Eukaryota; Viridiplantae; Streptophyta; Magnoliopsida; Myrtales; Myrtaceae. The transcript has 5 exons. The record is from RefSeq and is a predicted model, not a curated record. Gene Ontology annotation, molecular function: monooxygenase activity; iron ion binding; oxidoreductase activity, acting on paired donors, with incorporation or reduction of molecular oxygen. The coding region runs from base 53 to 1594 and encodes 513 amino acids.
UAUCAUCUACUUGACCUUCAUAGUCAUUACCUUCCACUUCUUCACAAAAGAGAUGGACAUCGGCAUCGUGUCUGUGGUGCUCUACUCUGUUGCACUGGUUCCAAUCGCUCUCUCUGUUGCCUUUGUUCUCCUUCUCCUGAAAACCUUCACUGGCAAGUCCCUUCGAAGCUCUAACUAUCCCCCUGUUCAUGGGACGGUCUUCGGUCAACUGUUCUACUUCAACCGGCUCUACGACUACCAAACCGGAGUUGCAAAGAGGACUACGACAUUCCGGAUCCUUGCACCAGAUCAGAGUGAGAUUUACACGGCCGAUCCAAGAAACGUCGAGCACAUAUUGAAGGCCAACUUCGAGAAGUACACGAAGGGAGAGUAUAACAAAGAUAUAGUAAAGGAUUUGUUUGGGGAGGGUAUUUUCGCAGUGGAUGGAGAGAAGUGGAAGAAGCAGAGGAAGGUUGCGAGCUUUGAGUUUGCAACAAGGGUGCUCAGAGAUUUUAGCUGUUGUGUGUUCAGACAGAAUUCUGCGAAGCUGGUCAAGGUUGUGGAGGAGUUAUCGGCUGCUUCUGAGGGAUUUGAUAUGCAAGAUUUAUUGAUGAGAUGCACCUUGGAUUCCAUCUUUAAAGUUGGAUUUGGUGUGGAACUGAAUUGCUUGGAAGGAUCAAGCAAAGAGGGGAGAGCCUUCAUGAAAGCUUUUGAUGAGGCAAGUGCACUAAUCUACUGGCGAUAUGCUGAUCCCUCUUGGAAGCUCAAAAGACUUCUCAAAAUUGGAUCAGAAGCUCGUCUUAGAAAAAACAUUAAACUCAUCGACAAUUUUGUGCAUCAACUUAUCAGAACCAAGAGGAAUCAACUCCCAGCGCAGCAAGAAUGCAAUGACAAGGAGGACAUUCUCUCGAGAUUUUUGCUUGAGAGUGAGAAAGAUCCAGGGACUAUGAAUGAUAAGUACUUGAGGGAUAUAAUUCUGAAUUUCAUGAUCGCUGGGAAAGAUACUAGCGCAAGUACCUUAUCAUGGUUCCUCUACAUGCUCUGCAAACACCCCCUAGUGCAGCACAAGAUUGUGGACGAAAUAAAGUAUGUAAUUGGAGAUCAAGCAAGUGAAGCUAACCCUGAUUGUUUCGUGGAAAGAAUAACAGAUCCGGUGCUCGACCGAAUGCACUAUCUUCAUGCCACUCUCACAGAGACUUUGAGGCUGUAUCCUGCAGUGCCCCUGGAUGGAAGAUGUGCUGAGACAGAUGAUGUUCUCCCAGAUGGCUUCCAUGUGAAAAAAGCGGAUGGCGUAUAUUACUUGGCUUACUCAAUGGCAAGAAUGCAUAACCUCUGGGGAGAAGAUGCCGAGGAUUUCAAGCCUGAAAGAUGGUUGAAGGAUGGAAUUUUCCAAAUCGAAUCACCUUUCAAAUAUGUUGCAUUCCACGCUGGUCCUAGGAUCUGCCUUGGGAAGGAUUUUGCUUAUCGCCAGAUGAAAAUAGUUUCAAUUGCUCUCCUUCACUUCUUCCGUUUCAGAUUAGCUGACGAAACUAGACCUGUAACCUACAAGGUCAUGUUCACCCUUCACAUCAACAAUGGCUUACAUCUUCGUGCUGUUCCCAGAUUGGCUACAUGAGAGCUGAAUGAUCAUUGAGUAUGGUCCAUCGCCACAUAUGGAUUUCUAAUGUUAAAUGCUAGUGGUUUUCACUGAUAAGUAAGCAUGUGUACCGCAAGAUCUUACUAUUGCAUUUAGAUGUUGGAAUAUUAAGGUGUUUUGUGUAUAUUCGAUAAAUAUUUCGUAUGUUAGGAGUUCGUCAGGCUUUGU